AUGGGAGGCGAGCGCAGCUGUAGCCAAGACUGCACUCAACGUGAACUCGCGCUUUCAGCCGUGGGCAAAGCGGACAACCCACUCUUUUGGGUUUUCCUCCGACAAGACACAGCUUACCAGCUUAGCAUGAUACCGGUUCGCCUAAUUCCGUGGAGUUGCAAUCAAUCAUGCGCAAGCGCAAUACACACGCGCGACACACUUGUGCAAUCACAUACCAACCGACAGGUGUGGAAGGGGCCUCUUUCAGGCAUCGUCUAG
Protopolystoma xenopodis is the source of this 258-nucleotide messenger RNA. Lineage: Eukaryota; Metazoa; Platyhelminthes; Monogenea; Polystomatidea; Polystomatidae. The record is from the annotation of a GenBank genome assembly.